Hevea brasiliensis (rubber tree) is the source of this 1729-nucleotide messenger RNA. RefSeq names its product protein SENSITIVE TO PROTON RHIZOTOXICITY 1-like. Gene Ontology annotation, biological process: response to acidic pH; response to aluminum ion. Lineage: Eukaryota; Viridiplantae; Streptophyta; Magnoliopsida; Malpighiales; Euphorbiaceae. The record is from RefSeq and is a predicted model, not a curated record. The transcript is spliced from 2 exons. Bases 386 to 1537 code for a protein of 383 amino acids.
AAUUAUAAAAAAAAAAAAAAAAGCUUUACAAUUAGAAAGCAAGUUGCAUUUUUUUAACUCUUCAUUCAAAUGAAGCAUCAAAGGAAGCAGCCAAAGAAGAAAGAAGAGAUCCAUUAUCAAUUUAAUCCACUGCUGAGAAUUCGACGGUUCACUGUUUCCUGAUGACCCCGCUGCAGCGAAGUUCAGCGAUCCAUUGCUGAUUCAACGUUACCAAUCUAUUAUAUGGACGCCACUUGUAUGAGUGGCGUCUGCCUCUGAGAACGCUAAGUCCAUUUUUUGGUUUUUUCUAAGUCCUUCAAGUAAAUUUCUCUUGCAGAGUUUAUCAAUUUCAUCUUCACCGCACUACACCCCUUCUUUCUCUAUCGUAAUCUUGACCUAGACAACGAUGUCCAAUCCGGCCGAAUCUGCAGCUUUUCCGACGGAAUAUUCUAUCCCGGUGGGUGGCGCCGACCCUCAUGUUCCUCUCCUGAAUCUCUCCACGGUGCGAGUGAGAAUGGAUUAUCUGCAGCAGUUCCUGUCAGAAUCGGUCAACAACAAUACUUUAAUCAGCAAAGCUCAGAUGGAUAUGGUCUCCGCUGAGAUCUCCUCCGCCAUCCACCAGAUUAUAGUCAAUGGCGCUGCACUUCUCGCGUGUUCCCAACAGGUGAUCGAGCUUCCCGCUGCCGCUAAGCCCCCGGAGAUACUUUCAGAUCCACCUGAUCUGAAAUUUGCAACUAAAACCUCUAAUUCGUCGGACAGUAGCUCCAAUAAAGGAAAUCAGGUGGCAGAGUUCAGUUUAAAAGUGGAAGAAAGGGAUGAUUUUGAUGUUGACUAUGACAUAGUGGAGCUUGAUGCGGUGGAAUUGCUGGCGGAGCACGUUCAUUUCUGCGAGAUAUGUGGGAAAGGGUUCAAGCGAGACGCCAAUCUGCGCAUGCACAUGCGGGCCCAUGGAAACCAGUUCAAAACUCCCGAGGCGCUAGCCAAGCCCGUUAAGGGAAGCGAAUCAUCGGCGGCGGCUACGAGGAAAACGCGGUUCUCGUGUCCCUUCGAGGGGUGUAAUCGAAACAAGAAGCACAAGAAGUUCCGGCCACUUAAAUCGGUGAUUUGCGUGAGGAAUCAUUUCAAGAGGAGCCAUUGUCCCAAGAUGUACUCUUGCAAUCGUUGCAACAAGAAGAGUUUCUCUGUUGUGGCGGAUUUGAAGAGCCACUUAAAGCACUGUGGAGAGACAAGGUGGAAGUGCUCAUGCGGAACUACUUUCUCGAGGAAAGAUAAGUUGUUUGCGCACAUGGCGUUGUUUGAAGACCACAUGCCAGCUGUUGUUGGGGAAGACGACAAUAGGGCCAAGGGCGGCGUCGUAGCUAUGGGGGAGGAUGAAGAGGGGGAAGUGCCGGUGAAAGAAGGGGAAUUACUGGGUAAUUGUGCGGAUAAUGGGUUUAUUGAGGGAUUGCUUGAUGGGUUUGCUUCUAUUGAAGGGUACAAUUUGGAGGACGUUUUGGGGUCUCCUAGGAACGGCUGGGGUAGUGGAAUGGAGGACUUGUGUGGUAUUGGGCGGAGCUAGUUUCGAUUAGGUAUAUUUUCAUGCAUCAUCUCUUGUUGAGUAUAUAUUCAUAUUCUUUGUAAUAAUAAGAUGAUUUCUACCCUUCCUAGUGCAGUGGUUUAGGACAUUCAUUUUGCCCUUUUUGGAUUGUCUUACUUGUAGGAAUAAUUUCUGUAUAAUUUUUUACUUCUAAUAAAGUUGGAUCUUGUUUAA